GAUGAAUCAAUGUUGCAAAUUGCAAUGCAAAGCAGAGAGAGGCUUGGUAAACUGUUUAUUUACUGAAAUGGUAAGUGAGUCGCCAAUAGAGAAUAGAAUAACGGCAUACAGGUCUUUCUUUCAGUCUCCUGCCCAAAACUGUACGGACAAAUUGGAGGGAAGAAGGAAUUCGAAGGCCCUAAUUUCUUACUGAAGCAACAAUGCCCAGAAGGCGCCUACGACUGAGCUGGUCUUCCGACGAAGCGGAAGACCAAGAAAACGAAGACUACGAACGCGGCCCUCAAUGCCCCGAUUCCUCCACCGCCUCUCUUCAGCCUCUCAUUCUCGACAAUCUCAACUCUAAUUUUAAUCCCAAUGUCUCUGAGCCAGUCCAACUUUCCGACGACGACGAACAAGAUUUCAUCGACGUCUCCGACCAUCUCUCGCCUCCUUCUCCGGAUUCCGACCACUCCCUCCGCCACUCGCCUGAGGCGAAUCCGCUUAGUUAUCGCGUCGCUUCCAGCGAGUCAUCGUGUCCUGUAACCGACUUCCUUCGUAGACUUGGUUUGAGCUUGAAGAGAGAGUGGUUGGAUGCUUGUACCCGUGCCCUAGAAGGGUCUAUACCAGGCUUUUUGAGCCUCAACCCGACGGAGAAAGGGAAGCUGUGUUUCGAGCAGUUUUUAGUUUCUGAUAUGAAUUAUUCGGGUGCUGGUGUCCUACCUGAAAAUGUUGAUUCUAUGCAUCUCGUUGACCUCCCCGGGCCGUACGUAUUGCAGGUCGAUGAAAUAGUUAACAUCAGUUGUCCUCUUAGAGGUAGAUAUCAGACAGCUCCCGCGAGUAUUAAGAGGUGCCUUAAGGUGUCCAUGACGGAUGGUGUUCAACGCGUUUUUGGCAUGGAAUACAGGCCUAUUAAGGAUCUUGAAGUUUUAGCACCUGCUGGGUUGAAGGUAGUCAUCUGUAAUGCAAGCGUUCGGCACGGGCUUCUAAUGCUAGUUCCUGAAGCUUUAGAGGUUCUAGGAGGCCUGGUUGAGGAGCUGGAGGCAGCUCGGCGGCGGCUGGUUGAUGAAGUGAACAAGCCACCUAGGGGAAGAAGAACGAGGACAGGUGUGGUUCCUCCUUUGGCAAGUAGAGCAACACAUGCUGCAUGGCCAUCAGACGCUGUCCAAAGGCCAGUGCAACCUAACAGAAUAGUGAGCACGGAACCCCCUUAUUCAGACCAAGGUCUUGAAAUGUUCCAUAGGGGAAAUGAAGCACUUACUGCUCCGGCUGGUGACGCAUUUACCACUCCAGUCAGCAGAACAAAUGCAAAUUCUGAGCUGUCUUCUAAUCUUGUUUCAAAUGUUGAGGAGAUCCAUUCACAUUAUGUUCCCAGUAGUAGAGCUAGUACCGAGCCUACCAUUUUGUCCAAUUCAGUAGAGGAAACCAAUAUGGUUGAUAUUGAGCAUCCACUCAUGUUAUCUGGUGAUAGAGAGAUUCCUUUCACGUACUUGGCUAGUUUAUCGGCUAAGUGGGCAGCAGUGAAGGAAAAAUCUUCAUCAGUUUGUGGAAGAAUCAAGUGCUUUUUGACUGGUGUAAAAGGAUUUCAGUUCAGGCAAAGGACAACAUACGAGCUACAUGUUUAUGUUGAUGAUGGCAGUCUCAUUUCUGAGGUUCUCAUUGAUCACGAAGUUGUGAAAAAAGAAAUUGGCCAUGCUCCUAAGGAUGUUACAGAUGCUCUAUCGUCUUCAGAUGUUCAAGUAGCGAGCAGUAUGAAGGAUACCAUGAGACAGUUCCAAGUUUUCUUGGUAAAUUUUGAGGGUACAAUGCUGGUUGAGAUGAACAAAACGUCUUCUCUGCCAGUAGUCCUUGAGAUGAAGGAAGGUUGUCUGGAGUCCGACGCUUGGUUGCUUUUGAGAAGAUUCAAGUGUUUGAAUGCCGUUCAAACUGAAGAGCAUACCCACAUGGACCCUAUAGACGUUUCCCCUUAAUUGAUGGCGAGAAGAAGGGUAUUGAGAUGCAGCUUUUCGGCUUAGAAAAUCAUUCGUAUCAAUCAUCACAGGUUAUCUUGGACUGGGGAUUAUGGUUGUAAAGCUGAAUUUAUGCUACAUAACGCCAUUAAGAGUGACAAUUGAAAAGAGCUUGACGAGCCGCAGAUUUCACAUGAAAAAUGCAUAUGGUUGGGACAUUUUGGUGGAUAUCGACACCGCAUCCAGCGGUGGAAGCUUUACUCUGCUCAAGUGGUCAGAGGAGAUGCCCAAGGCCAUGAACUGAUGGAGAUUGGUAUUCUUGUGGUGGGAUGCUCUUUAUAACACCACGAGGAGGAGAUAAAUUAAAAGGUAAUGAAGCUGGUCUCGAAGGGCCGAAGCUGAGAUUGCUACAACCCACCCGCACUGUGACAUUCCAUAUUUAUUGAUUCUUUCAAACUCAGACUCUUCUACCGUGGAAUGUUGUACAUCAUGUACAUGCUUAUGGUUAGUUUCUCAAGUUACGAAAAGAGAUAUAAAUUGCUGAUUUAUCCAAGAUUGGCAUUUUGCAGGUGUCUAAAUAAAUACAUUCCUUUGGUUCAUUAUUGUUGGAUUGGGACAAGCGUCAGUUGAGCCGUCGCAUUCAGGUAUCUUUUUCUAUAAAUAUCAAUGGAAGAUUUGGCCGAAUAUGACGAGUUGACAAGUGUUGGAUCCGAUCAAUUAGAGUUAUUGUAAUGACAAUUGUGGAGGGGACACGUUUACAAAAUUAGAACAAGUAGAGUUGUUGCAUUUA
Messenger RNA from Momordica charantia (bitter melon), 2715 nucleotides. RefSeq names its product recQ-mediated instability protein (DUF1767) (gene RMI1). Gene Ontology annotation, cellular component: RecQ family helicase-topoisomerase III complex; nuclear body. Gene Ontology annotation, biological process: resolution of meiotic recombination intermediates; double-strand break repair via homologous recombination. The record is from RefSeq and is a predicted model, not a curated record. Lineage: Eukaryota; Viridiplantae; Streptophyta; Magnoliopsida; Cucurbitales; Cucurbitaceae. Gene Ontology annotation, molecular function: nucleotide binding.